Halteromyces radiatus is the source of this 1018-nucleotide messenger RNA. Its product is annotated as inorganic pyrophosphatase. Gene Ontology annotation, molecular function: inorganic diphosphate phosphatase activity; magnesium ion binding. The record is from RefSeq and is a predicted model, not a curated record. Gene Ontology annotation, biological process: phosphate-containing compound metabolic process. Gene Ontology annotation, cellular component: cytoplasm; nucleus. The transcript has 8 exons. The coding region runs from base 89 to 964 and encodes 291 amino acids. NCBI's taxonomy places the organism in Eukaryota, Fungi, Mucoromycota, Mucoromycetes, Mucorales, Cunninghamellaceae.
CAUCGGUCUUUUUUUUUAAAAAAAAAAAAAUCAAGCCCCCCUCGUGCUUUUUUUUUCAAUUCUUUCAUCUCUACUUUCUUACAUCAUCAUGGCUGAAUACCAAGCUCGUCAAGUGGGUGCUCUUAACACUCUCGAUUUCCGUCUCUUCUAUGAAAAGGAUGGUGUUCCUGUCUCUCCUUUCCACGACAUCCCUCUCUUUGCUAAUGAAGAAAAGACUAUUUUGAAUAUGGUGGUUGAAAUCCCUCGUUGGUCUAACGCCAAGCUUGAAAUUUGUAAGGAAGAAGCUUUCAAUCCUAUCAAGCAAGAUACCAAGAAGGGUAAACUUCGAUUUGUCCGUAACUGUUUCCCUCACAAGGGUUACAUUUGGAACUAUGGUGCUUUCCCUCAAACUUGGGAAGACCCUAACCAUACUCAUGCUGAAACCAAGGCCAAGGGUGAUAAUGAUCCUAUUGAUGUUCUUGAAAUUGGUGAACAAGUGGCUACUGUUGGUCAAAUUAAACAAGUAAAGAUUCUUGGUAUCAUGGCUCUUUUGGAUGAAGGUGAAACUGAUUGGAAGGUGAUUACUAUUGAUGUUAAUGACCCAUUGGCUCCUAAAUUGAAUGAUAUUGAAGAUGUUGAAAAGCACCUUCCUGGUCUCAUCCGUGCUACCAAUGAAUGGUUCCGUAUCUACAAAAUUCCCGAUGGAAAGCCUGAAAAUGUAUUUGCUUUCAGUGGUGAAGCCAAGAACAAGAAAUAUGCUACCGAAAUUGUCUUGGAAACUAAUGAAGCUUGGAAGGCAUUGAUCAAUGGCAAAUCUGAUAAGAAGGAUAUCUCCACUACCAAUGUUUCUGUUGAUGAAUCUCCUUAUAAGGUUAACAUCGAUGAUGAAGUUGUGGCCAAUGUACCUGCUGCUGAUGUUCAAGCUCCUGCACCUAUUGAUUCUUCCAUUGACAAGUGGUUCUUCAUUAGUGGAAAUGCUUUGUAGAUUAUUUUGUUAUUUCAUCAAUAAUAGUAAUAAAAAUAAAACUAAAAAAAAAAA